AUGUCUGAAGACUACCGGUAUCAACUGCAGUUGCAAAAUGGCGAUGCUCACAUCGAAUUUAAUUCCGCCAUCUUCAGCAUGGCCCUAAUUUCCAUUGACGACAUCUUUGUUGGCAUGGGUAGUGAGCAACUUUAUACAUACGGAUUCCCUCUGCUUGACAGGAGUGUUGGAAAUCAGCUCCCCACUGAACAGCAGCGGGCAACAAUGGGUAAGGAGGCCAAGGCGAAGCCGGGCUUCCGUGCUAGUGGUAGAUAUUCUUUGUCUGGAAAGCAUUGA
Dibothriocephalus latus is the source of this 276-nucleotide messenger RNA. The record is from the annotation of a GenBank genome assembly. NCBI's taxonomy places the organism in Eukaryota, Metazoa, Platyhelminthes, Cestoda, Diphyllobothriidea, Diphyllobothriidae.